AUGGCCAAAGACUUCGAGUCCGUCCUCAAGGGCAAGUACCCCGGCAAGGCCCACGCCAAGCGCGUCGUCCAGACGCUCCGUGACAAGGGCGCCGUCGCCGACGGCUUCAUCUACCUCGAGGCCCGUCACACCCAGAUGCAGGAAGACAACGACGGCCCCGUGCCCUUCCGCCAACGCCGCUUCUUCUACUACCUCACCGGCUGCAACCUCGCCGACUGCUUCUUCGUCUACGACAUCCAGGCCGACAAGUCUACCCUCUUCAUUCCCCCCAUCGACCCCGAGGACGUCAUCUGGUCCGGCCUGCCCACCACCAUCGACGACGCCCUCAACCUGUACGACGUCGACGAUGUCAAGCCCAACACCGAGCUUGCCGCCACUUUGAAGAAGCUUGCCAGCGCCAGCCCCAAGGCCACCGUCUACGCCAUCGACGGCCAGGUCUCGGACCACGUCUCCCUCGACGCCUUUGCCGCCAAGGAUCUUCAGACUGUCAAGCCCGCUAUUGAGCAGGCCCGUGUCGUCAAGGACGAGUACGAGGUCGCGCUGAUCCGCCGCGCCAACUAUGUUUCCGGCCUCGGCCACCUCGCCGCCAUGAAGCGCGCCAAGACGGCCAAGACGGAACAGGAGCUCGAGGCCUCCUUCCUUGAGCGCUGCUACUCGUACAACUCCAAGGAGAUGUCUUACCACCCCAUCUUUGCCAGCGGUCGCGCCGCGGCGACGCUGCACUAUGUCGACAACACCUGCCCCCUCGAGGGCAAGCAGAAUGUUCUUGUUGAUGCUGGCGCCGAGUACAACAACUACUGUGCCGACAUCACCCGCACGUUCCCCAUUAGCGGCAAGUUUUCCAAGGAGUCCCAGGCUGUUUACGAUAUCGUCCUCAAGAUGAAGAACGAGACGAGCGCACGUCUCAAGGGCGGCGUCAACUACGACGACCUCCACAUCCUCGCCCACACCAUUGCCAUUGAGGGUCUUCUCGAGCUCGGCAUCCUCAAGGGCGACAAGGACGAAAUUCUCAAGGCUCGCACCUCGGCUGCCUUUUUCCCCCACGGCCUCGGUCACCACCUCGGCAUGGACUGCCACGACACCUGCGGCGGCCAGAACCGUCAGGACCCCGACAAGCUCUUCCCCAACCUGCGUCUGCGCGGCAUUGUUCCCACCAACUCUGUUGUUACUAUUGAGCCUGGUGUGUACUUCUGCGAGUUCAUCAUCAAGCCUUACCUCAAGGACCCGGUCCACAGCAAAUUCAUCGACGAGAGCGUCCUCAACAAGUACUGGGACGUCGGCGGUGUCCGCAUCGAGGAUGAUAUCCUCGUUACCGAGACGGGCCACGAGAAUUUGACUAACCUCCCCACCACGGCCGCCGAGAUUGAGGCCAUUGUCGCCAGCGCAUAA
Molecule: messenger RNA, 1389 nt
Organism: Akanthomyces muscarius
Lineage: Eukaryota; Fungi; Ascomycota; Sordariomycetes; Hypocreales; Cordycipitaceae
Exons: 4
Coding region: 1-1389 (462 amino acids)
Molecular function (GO): metalloaminopeptidase activity; manganese ion binding
Source: RefSeq, a predicted model, not a curated record